Messenger RNA from Solanum lycopersicum (tomato), 3323 nucleotides. RefSeq names its product trihelix transcription factor PTL-like. The record is from RefSeq and is a predicted model, not a curated record. NCBI's taxonomy places the organism in Eukaryota, Viridiplantae, Streptophyta, Magnoliopsida, Solanales, Solanaceae.
UUAAGUUAAUUAGUUAUCCAAGUAGAUAGUGAUUUAUAAAUAGACUAUCAAUAAUUCAGAGACGAAACUAAUAAUUUACUUUAAAUUUAAAAAUAUUUUCAAUAAUUUUCCAUUAAAAUGUAUUAAAAUGAACUCCGAAAACCUUACUAGCUCCACCUCUGCAUGUACAUCCAGAAGCAACAGAAAGAAAAAGGAAAAAAAAAAAGUGAAUAAGCUUUUACAUUGCAGCUGCCUGUGAACAGUGAAAAAUGGGUCCAUAUAUAUUCAUUCCUUUAUAGCUCCCCUUUUUAUAUACUCUCAAAUUUAUACUUUUUUGAAAAAAAAUAAAUUCGACACGAUCCGGGUCAGCCGCUUCUAUUAUCAUCUCAUUUCUCUUACUUACUGUCACGUUAAUAUUUGAUUUUAAGCCACUAAUUUUAAAUUCUUCAUCAUCCAUCUUCUUACCUCCCAAACAACUGCGCUGCAGCUUUUUUCGUUUUCGGGAGAAGAAAAUGGAUGAUGACAAUCAGUAUGGUAUGAUGGAUCUAACGCAGUACCUAAAUGGAAGGCCUUUAUUUUCUUCAGUUUCACCAAAUCUGACACCAGAUUUAUUAUGUAGUAACCAACAUUUCGAUAUGUUAAUGACUUCUACUACUACUACAACUACUACUCAUGUGCCUCAACACGAAGACUAUUUUCCUCGUCAUCAUCAUUAUCAUUACCAUCACGGGUUUCAUCCCGAAUCUAGAACCGUGGUGGCAGGUAGUACUGUUAGUGGUGGGUGCGCGUUAAGCGCGAUGGAGACGGAGGGUGGAAAUGGGAGGUGGCCAAGGCAAGAGACACUUAAACUACUUGAAGUUAGAUCACAACUUGAUUCUAAGUUCAAAGAAGCUAUUCAAAAAGGUCCUCUUUGGGAUGAAGUCUCUAGGAUUAUGUCUGAGGAAUAUGGAUAUCAAAGAACUGGAAAAAAGUGUAGGGAGAAAUUUGAGAAUUUGUACAAAUACUACAAGAAGACUAAAGAUGGGAAAGCUGGUAGACAAGAUGGUAAACAUUAUAGAUACUUUAGACAACUUGAAGCUCUUUAUGGUAAAACAAGUAACACAAUUAAUACAAACACAUUUCAUCAAUAUCAAGUACACUACAAUCAACAACCUCAUCAUUGUCCUAAGGUAUCUGACGACAAUCUCUAUGAUUCCUCUGAUUCUGAUGACUCAGAUAAUUCGUCUAAUGAUGAUUCAAAGAGGAAGAAUAGUAAGAAAAAAGGGAAAAGGAGUUGGAAAGGUAUGAUAAGUGAUUUUAUGGACAUACAAAUGAGGAAAUUAAUGGAAAAACAAGAUAUUUGGUUAGAGAAAAUGAUGAAGACAAUUGAAGAUAAGGAAAAAGAGAGGAUUUUAAGGGAAGAAGAAUGGAGGAAAAAAGAGGAAAUUAGGUUAGAAAAACAACAAAAAUUUUGGGCUGAUGAGAGAGCAUGGAUUGAAGAGCGCGACGCAGUUUUAAUCGAUACGUUACGUAGAUUAAAUGGAGAAAAAAUCGUGAUGAAUAGUACUAUAAAUUAUAAUGAUGAAUAUGGUUCAAUGUCUUAUUGUAACAAGAAGCAAAAGGAAAUGAAUUCAUUGAGUUCAUAUUGUGAAACAUCAAGACAUGUGCCAAAUAUUCAUGAUACAAUGGAUGGUGGCUAUAUUGCUCGGAUUCUUUGAAAGUGUAGUAUCGCAUGUUUCAGGAUCUGACACAAAUAAGAUAAUAUUUCUGGAGAGUCUGAACAAGAAAAAGAGUUUGUGAUAGGAGGUAAGUAGUUUAAAUUUGACUAUGUUAUUUUUGUUUUAUUGAGGAUGCUAGUUGAUUAAUUUUUAUUUUUUUUGUGGAAUUUAGAGGGAUUGAAGUUGACUAAUUCUAGGAGAUUAGAUUUGGAUCUAUUUAUAUCUAAAUUUUUAAUUACUUUUAGACAUUCUUUUGAGAUUUUUUUCUUCAUAUUUGUUGGUCUGAUGUGCUUAAUUUUUCUUCAAUUUUUUUUUCUCUUUUUAAUUUGUUGGUUUAGUUUCCUCCUAGCUUCUAGUUGGAUUUGCUAAUCAUAUAAUUAAUCUUCAAAUGCCUUUUAAUAUUCAUUUUCUAACUUGAACAUGCUUGAAUAAUUUGGUAUUCUUCCUUAAUUAAUAUCACUAAUUUUCAAGGACUUUGUAAAGUGGUGAAACACAUCACACAAUAUUUACAGUAAGCUUUAAUUUCUUAUAACUUUUCUACACAUUAUUUAUAAAAAGAAAAGUCACACUAGAUAAAAUAUUUUUAGGAAAGUUUUUUAAAAUGUGGAAUUUGAAAUCUUAAAAAUGAGAUUUUGUUAUCUAUAUAUGGAACAGAUAAAGAUGACAUGAUAGUUUAUUUGUAUCAUGAUUUUUUAAUAAUCGUAGUUACAUACUCUUACCAACCCUUAGCAAUUGAAUCGAGUUCAUUUAAAUUUAAUAUUUUCGAUAUGGAUCAUAAAUGUAUGCGUAAAAAAUUAUUUGAAAUCAAUUCAAUGCUAAAUAUUAUUCAAGCAGUUUGUGUAUCUUAUUUUAAAAUGACUAAAAUCAUGAGUGAAUUCAAAUUAUUCUACAUACUUCAUCUUCUUUUUUCAUUAAGAAAAAAUAUCUUCUAUCAAGAUUUUUCAUACCCGGUAUCUAUAAUCAGUAGCGGAUUUAGAAUUUCCAUUCAGAGACGUUAAUGAUUGUUGGUAUCAACAACCAAAGUGGAUCUAUUAUUUUCAUUAACGGGUGUCAAUGUUUGUAAUAAAAGUAUGGCUAUAACACACGACCUAAAGCAAUUUUUCAAAAUACCUUAAUCAUAAGACUAAAAUUUUAACUUGUGUCAAGUAACGUCAAUACUUAAAAUUUAAUAUUUAUAUACAAUAUAAAUUUUUCACGAAAAAACAUCGCUUGACACCAUUGAGUACGGGUAGAUCCGGCCCGGCCCACAACUCAAACCCAAAUUCCAUUUCACCACAACUGUCUUUUAAGUUUAUAAUUGCUAAGAAAUUGAUACAUACAAUACAAAUAUUACUAUAUAUAUUCUCACCUCAAUGAAUUGUUUAAUCAAUGAUAAAUUAAUAUCAUUUAAGGGGGAGUAAAUAUUUAACCAUUUAUACUAUGGUUUGCAGGGCUUAAUUACAUACUAUGGUCAGAUUUUCCAAUUUGGAUAAUGAGGUGAAAACUAAAAUAAGUACCUUUGUUAUAGUAUAUCGCAGUUACUUGUCAAAUCAAUGCCAUCAUCCAUGCAUAUAAAAUAUUUCUUUCCUUUUUUAUGACACAAAAAUUCAUCAAUUUUUUUAUGAAUAUUUGUUUAGCAACUUGUUUGGAGUGAAUAUAAAUUGUUUU